GUGUGAGCGGUGCAAGCGCCGGGCUUUCCCCGUCCUCCCCACAGCGCCAGGGAACAAGCGCAGGAUUAUCCCCUCACCUUAAAACGCCCCAAUGCAUGGGCAGUGUGGGAAUGAGCGCCGACCAGCUACUGAACGCAGAAAGAUACCAAUUCAUCACCGUUCUUGGAGGAGGCUCCGUGGAAAACUUUGAGACAAUCCUCGAUCACCUGCUAGCCUGGGACCUUCUGAACUGGGAGGAAUAUGAAACGGUCAGGUCGCCGGGGCAGCUAUAUAGUUCCAGCCGCGCCCUGCUGGACAUGGUGAUGUGCAAAGGGGCGAGAGCAUGCGAGCUCUUCAUCCUCGUGUGGAGACAAGUCUUUCCCAGAUCCCAGUUCCUGGGUAUCGAACUGAAGGACUAUGAACCGCCGGACGAGACGGACAGAAGCGCGGCAGCAACGCAGUCGGCCCGGACCCUGCAGCGAUGCAGACCCUCCGUGGUGCGGAGGCUGCAUGGGCGCACCGCUGCUGCAUUGCUGCUACUGCAUGGCUGCGGCCACUUUACACAAUACGAGUGCGAUGAGAUUCAACUGCCGAUAUAUACUCCGUCCCAACAGGCACGGAAGCUUCUAGAUCUCACUAAAGGAAAGGGGGACGAUGCAGCUCGGGUCCUCCUAGAAUAUAUUGAAUCCGAACCCUCGCCCAUCAAGUCUGUGCUCGAUAACGCACGGUUAAAGUAUCAGGAGAAGUUGAGCUCCACGCUCGCCGCCCAGUCGCGGUUUCUGACUAACUACGCGGGGACUGAAAACAUGUGCCUGGAGGAUGUUUACGUCAACUGUACCUUGGAAACGACUGACACGACCUCCGGGGGGGGCCGCCUGCUGUCUUCAGUCGGGCUGCACGACAUCUUUGGAUCGGAGGGAGUGUUCAAUAGAGACGCAGAUGUGGUGUUAAUCGUGGGGGAUGCCGGAAGUGGGAAAAGCACCUUGCUGCAGCGACUGCAACAGCUGUGGGCCAUGAGGCAGCACUUCCAGGAGUUCACAUUUGUGUUUGCGUUCAGCUGCCGAAGGUUAAACUUCAUUGACGGGCAAGUCUCGCUCAAGAUGUUACUGUUUGAAUACUGUUGUUGGCCAGACCAUCAUCAGGACGAGGUGUUCCAAUAUAUCCUGGAUCACCCCGAGGAGGUUCUGUUCACCCUGGAUGGGUUUGACGAGCUGAAGUUGCAGUUCACGGAGCAGGUGAAGCACUGUUCUCCCACCAAGCCCGCCCCUGCCCUCAACCUCAUCUCCAACCUCCUUCAGGGGAACCUGCUGAAGAACACGAGGAAGGUGGUGAGCAGCCGGCCCAACGCGGUCAACGCUGCGCUGAGGAAGUACCUGCGCAAGGAGUUCGCCCUGAAGGGGUUCUCGCGCGAGGGGAUCCAGGCGUUCAUCAGGAGGCGCCACGGCGGCGGCAGCGGCUCGGACGCGGAGCACAUCCUGCAUUUCGUGGAGGCCAACCCCGCCGUCCACGGCCUCUGCCACGUCCCCUUCUUCUGUUGGAUCGUGUCAAAGUGCCAUGAGCAGCUGAUGCAGGGCGGCGAGGCUCCAGCUCAGACCAUGACCGACAUCUACCUGCUCGUCCUGGAUCACGCCCUCUUGCAUUGUACGCAUCACGCACAAGUAGGAGACGAUAUCCUCCCCGCUCACAUCAGCACCAUCUUCCAUCUCGGCAAGUUGGCCAUGGACGGCCUGCUCUCCUGCAACUAUGUCUUUUCAGCUUCGCAACUGCAGGAGGCUCAGAUAUCGGAAGAAGACAUCUCCAUGGGGUUUCUCGUCCAGAGCCGCAGUUUCUCCCGUGUCCGGGCCGCCACCAGAAAUAGGAACUAUGAGUUUCUUCACAUCACCAUCCAGUGUUUCUUCGCUGCUCUUCACAUCGCAUCCAGCGAGGAUGUCGGGGAGUCGGCCCUCUCCUCUUUGUUCAGAGCCAGGGAGAAGGAAACGUCGACUUGUCUGAAGUCCGCAGCUCGCAUCGAGAGGUUCUCACUCAGUUGCCUCCGGUGCGGCCUGCAAACGGACAGAAGGUGCAAAGCGAUGUUCAGGGACGCAGAGAAGUCUAAUCUCCACAUCACAGCGAGCUUUGUCUCCGGGCUCCUGUCCGGCCGACACAAACACCUGAUGCACAAAUUCUCAGGCAGCCCGAGGCAGUCGAAGAAGUCCAAACUGGUAAAGGGCUACAUGGCAAAGGGCAUCGAGAAGCACUUCCUGUCCAUACCGCCAGCCGUCAGGGAUGAGAAAAAGAGCAUGCAUGCCUUGCCUGAGUUUGUGUGGUGGAUCAAAUGCAUUUAUGAAAUGCAGGAUGAUGAUUUGGCCAAGCAGGCCGUGAGCAACCUGGAGGUGGAUCACCUGAAGCUGACCUAUUGUGGGAUAGGACCAUUGGAGUGCACUGCCCUGGCCUACGUUCUGAGACACUUGAAAAAUCCCGUCGGAUUACAAUUGGAUUACAACUCAGUCGGCGAUAUCGGCAUUGAACAGCUCCUGCCUUGCCUGGGAAACUGCCAGUCCAUCUACCUCCGGGCAAAUAACAUUUGUGAUCGGGGAGCUGCCACACUGGUCGAACAAGCUCUCGGGUGCAGCAACUUACAAAAGAUGGCGUUGUUUCAUAACAAUUUAACCGAUGACUGCGCUGAGAAUUUUGCGAGGCUUCUGAAACACAAGGAUAACUUUCUAGCACUAAGGCUGGGUAACAACCACCUAACAGCCACUGGAGCAGUGGCACUGGCAGAAGGUUUGAAACAAAACAACUCCAUCCAGUUCUUGGGGCUUUGGGGAAACAAGGUCGGAGAUGCAGGAGCCUCGGCCUUAGCUAAAGCCCUUGAAGAUAACACUAGUCUGAUAUGGCUGAGCCUCGUCGAUAAUAACAUCGGUGGUCGAGGUGCCAGAGGUUUGGCUUCCAUGUUGAAAAGGAACACUGCCCUGCAGGAACUGUGCCUUGAGGAGAACAGUUUAAUUGAUGAGGAUGUGCAGCAUUUUGCAGAAGGACUGCAGAACAACACCAGCUUGAGGGUUCUCAAGUUGUCUAAUAAUAAGAUAACCAAAAAAGGAAUGGAAUUCAUUGUUUCUGCGCUAAAGCACAAUGUUACCGUUGCGUCUAUUUGGUUAGGUGGAAAUCAGGCGACUGCUGAGGAGAUUGAAGAGGUGACCAAAGCAGAAGCAAGACUGACGUUUUGAUGACAAGCCAGAUACUUCAAAAGUUAACGUUGAACUUUUGUUGCUGGACUCUGCCACAGAAGGCAGUGGAGGCCAAUUCACUGGAUGAAAAGAGAGUUAGAUAGGGCUCUAGGGGCUAGCGGAGUCAGGGGAUAUGGGGAGAAGGCAGGCACGGGUUACUGAUUGUGGAUGAUCAGCCAUGAUCACAAUGAAUGGCGGUGCUGGCUCGAAGGGCCAAAUGGCCUACUCCUGCACCUAUUUUCUAUGUUUCUGUGUUUCUAUGACUUAAUGAACUGGGCUGAUUAUUUAUUUACAAUUUUAUAAUGGUUCUGGUCAUAUUUACGAAUGUUGGCACUUUAAUAAACUAUUUUU
This is a messenger RNA of Leucoraja erinaceus (little skate), 3536 nucleotides long. It is a transcript of the gene nod2, whose product is annotated as nucleotide-binding oligomerization domain containing 2. Gene Ontology annotation, molecular function: protein binding. NCBI's taxonomy places the organism in Eukaryota, Metazoa, Chordata, Chondrichthyes, Rajiformes, Rajidae. The transcript is spliced from 12 exons. The record is from RefSeq and is a predicted model, not a curated record. The coding region runs from base 96 to 3185 and encodes 1029 amino acids. Gene Ontology annotation, biological process: regulation of apoptotic process.